GCGCAUCCCCCAGAGCGUCCAGGCCGUGCAGCCAUCGUGAAAAAAAAAGAGACAGAGAGACCCGACUGAAUUUCUUGCGCGCCUGCGUUGAACCCCCACCAAAAACGCAUCGCGACGCCUCAGCCUCCUCAGCCUCGAACCUCGUCAUCCGUGCAAGCUCGAGAAUGUCCGCUUGCGACUCGGACGACUCUGCAUCCUUUGCGCACUUGGCAGCUAUCUAAUCGAGAAGGCGAACAGCCGACGAAUCGGUGCAGCCGCUCCCCCAGGCGCACGAGAGCGCGGCUCUGGAUGCUGGACAAUUGAGCCCACCGUCUGAGCCAUCGUCUCGCGCCGCACCGGCUCCUCCCAGGAAAAAAGAUACACGGGCGUGUGACAGCCUCCAGUAGCAGCCAUGGAUCUCCGGUCGGUCCUCAACACGUCUGACAAUGGCGACCGCGCGCCCUCAAAGGCACAGGCGCCGCCGACCCCUCACCAACAGCAGCAACCGCAGCGCCAGCAAAGCCAGCAAAGCCAGCAGCCUCGCCCUACUCAUAUCCCAGCCCAGUAUGGCUAUCGCGACUAUCCCCAACAGCCGCCGCCCCAAGGAUCGCCGACCAAGACUCCAGUUAACGAGUAUCCCCCUCCUCAAAGCCAUCCUCACCACUACCCGCAGCACCAGCAGCCGCCGCAGCAUCCACCAAAUGCCUAUCCGCAACAGUCGCCCUACCAGGCCCCAAGCCCAUAUCAGACACGACCUGCGCCGCCGCCGCUCCAGCCGCCGACGAAUGUAUACCACGAUCCCCGCUCACCGGCCAGCUCCAGGUCAAACUCGGGGCCCGUGAUGGCCUCGCCCUACCGGCCGUCGCCCACAUCGGCCACGACGCCCGGAGGCAAUGCAGGCUAUCCAUUUCCUACGCAGCCUCCAGAGAUGGCGAGCCCAAUCCAGCGCCAGCCGUAUCCACCAGGCCGCCAAUACCAGGACCCGAGAAGAGACAGCUAUGUGCAGAGCCCAGGCGUGGCACCACCAGCACAUGGUCAAGCGCCAUACGUGCAACAGCAGCAGCAACAGCAGCAACAGCAACAGCAGCAACAGCACGCUGUGCCACAAGCAUCGCCGGUGAGGACGUCAAGCCGCGCAUCUCAUCCAUACCUCCAUCCAUCACAGCAGCAUACACCGACACCAGCCUCGAUCCAGCCCCAGCAUCAGCAGUAUGGGCCCCAAUACGCACAGGGCAGCCCAGUCCUUGCAGCGCAGCCUCCACUUGCGGAUUACAGCCGCCACCCUUCGCAAGUCACCCCUUUGGGCCCUCCCCAGCCUAGCGUGCAGCGGCAGCCCUCUGGUCCUGGAGCUUUUGGUCAACCGCCUAGCCCAUACCAGCACCGCAUGUCUUCCAUAGCAAACGCACCGGCACCGGCACCGGCACAUGCAUCUACACCCACACAAACAACACCGACGACACAAUCACAUACACAGGCACAGGCACAGGCACAAGUGCACACCCAGCAGCAACCGCAGGAUUCGCCUCGCCCUCAGGCGCAGACCCCAACCCAGACUCAGCUCCACACUACUCAGGCUCAGCCGCCGCCAGCGCGGGCUCAAACUCAGCCUUCUCCAAAACCAGCGCCGCCGCCGCCGCCGCCUGCACCCCCUGCCCAUCGCCAGUCAAGCUCUCAAUCCGCCUACGCAUCGCCCGUUGCAGAGCCGGCUCAGCAUCCACGACCUCAAAACGACCGAGAGCAAAGUUUGUCUGUUAGUCCCAAGACCAGACUGGGCUCAAUCCCUAGCAACCCCGACGCCACCCCGACGGCGGCGGAUAGAGCCGCGAGAUCUUCACUCAGUGUCCACUCCAUGGCGAUUGACUCGGAUCGAGUCAUAACACCGGCGAAGCGCAAGCUGGAGGAUCUCAACAUGAGUCCUGGAGAGCUGGAGUACAAGGAAUCGAAGCCACCUCCUGGCGAAGUGAACGGAGGGUACGCAGAGCGGAUCAAAAAAUCGGCGUCUCCCGCAAUUCCACGAAAAACGCGGAGUCGACGCAGCCAGCCGCCUGUUUGGGCACUAAGCAUUCACACGCUCGGGAAAAAACUGCCAUCUAGCGCCAAUUUCGUUCUCCAAAAAAGGAUUCACUCCCACAUUCAACCGUCCGUCAAUGGCAGACAUGAAUCUGCGGUCAAGACAGAGCACGCCAGCCGCCAGGCUUCGCCCGAAACAAGACGGAAUCAGCAUACCAGCGUUAGCCAGCAGCCAUCCGCCGUCAGUCCACCGAAUCCCCAAGACCAGCUAGGCCCAUGGGAAGCCAGCAUCACGGGUGUGAAGCCCUCUGAGGAGCUUUCCAAGAACGUGGCCGACUUUCUCUUCAUUCACGUCAUCAACAACCAAGACAUGCAGGAAAUUACGAGCAGAGGGAUACAAUUUGAGAUUGAGGCUAAGCUGGGCACCCUCAUCGACAAGGACACCAACCAGCGCGUGGAUCGAUUCGUCGCCACGGAAUGCAUCCUUGAUGACAAUGGCCGGGUUGCUUUCAAAAGCAGCAUGACCGAGGCACAACACAAAUCUUAUAACGAUUUCCUCAAUAGCAUCGUCAUACAGAGUGACCCGCGGAAUCCCAACAUCAACAAUGCCAAUCGAGUCCCCGUAAUAUAUAAGCACAGAAGAGAGACGGAUCGCUUUUUUGAGCUACCACAAGAAAUGCAUGGCCAUCUUCCAGGAUGCGUGCGAGCCCGUCUUGGUCAUCGCAGCCGAAACGUACGAGUGCGAGUAACAUAUGACCAAAAGACCAACGAGGUGUUGAACAAGAUAAUCAAGGCGCGCGUUGCAGAUAUUGAUCUGCACAUGCCCAUGUGUCCAAUGGAUUGCCGCAUCAGCAUCAACCUCGAAGCAAACUGGGAGGGCCCUGUGGAGGAGUUGGAGCAGCUGGCCGCCAACAAGGCGAACCAGCAACCAGACCGCAGUAAAGACCGUCUGAGCUACACACAAGGGAGCUAUCAAAUCGACCUCACACAAGUCACCCAUGCUGUGAAUGGUCCAGGGAACUCACAACGCAUGGACAAAGAGCACGAGCUCGAAAUCGAAAUGAACCCUCAGGUGCUCAUUGACCAGGGGCGGAAAGCCCUGAGUGGAGCACCUCAUAGAUACCAAGAGUUUGUGGAAGGAUUUGUGGACAACGUUCGAGUGUUGGCACGAAAAGCCAAAGAAUUUAAUCAAUAAUAGGCUAUCCAAACAACCUCACUUUUUGAACUUUUGAAAUUCCGGCGCGGUCGAGGGAAGGGUAGCUUCCAUCCUCCCUCUUGUCCCUGUCUUCGUCGCUCUUUCAACGGCUCAUAGCGGGAUAUCAUAUAUCUAUGUUGGAAAUAAAAGGAAUGUGCAAGGAAUGCAUAGUUUGACUUCUUC
Trichoderma asperellum CBS 433.97 is the source of this 3367-nucleotide messenger RNA. RefSeq lists its product as uncharacterized. Gene Ontology annotation, molecular function: polynucleotide 5'-phosphatase activity. Gene Ontology annotation, biological process: 7-methylguanosine mRNA capping; polynucleotide 5' dephosphorylation. Lineage: Eukaryota; Fungi; Ascomycota; Sordariomycetes; Hypocreales; Hypocreaceae. The record is from RefSeq and is a predicted model, not a curated record. Gene Ontology annotation, cellular component: mRNA capping enzyme complex.